AUGAAAAAGUUCUGGGCGCAGUUUGAGGACAAGAUUGCCAUUGCAGACAAAUCCCGGGAUGCGGCUGGUGCAGCAGCAGCGAGUGUUGCAACCGCUGCUCAGUCCUCAGAGGAUAAGCCUGAGUCCAAGGAUACGAUCCAGAAGGUGCAGGCUGAUGCUGAGCGCAUGGCUGAGGAGAUGUUGUCGCAGCAGGUGAUGGUCUUGGAGCAGUCCAGCCCCGCUCACAUGCAGUUGCUGGCCAUGCUGAAGGCUCAGGAUGUGUGCAAGAGCAGCUCCCGGCACAUGGCGUUCUAUGAUCCGAAGAAUGUGGCCGUCUGCAAGGUGUAUCCUGGCCAUUCGAAAUGGCAGCGGUACCCUGUCAUUGUUGAGGCUGACUUCAAGGAGUUCUGCAAGGCAGCCAAUGACUUGAUGGCCCCGGGUCGCGACGUCUGCUGGAUCUUGUCCGGGAAGGUCCGCACCAAUGAAGACAUCAUUACCAAGGUUGUUCGUGCCAUGAAGUGGGGUAUGAAGGAAUUCUAUCUCCACUACAGCUCAAAAAUGAUGGCCGAGAUGGGCUACUUCCAGCGAAUGAGGGGACUGGCAAACUCGGGAACAGCCGAGAAGUUGUACCUCUGUUGGAAAGGUCAGGCUCCUAAGGACUGGAAGAAGCAGCGCAUGUACAUCGACGUGGGGAGUCACACGUACAUCGACAGCCUUCUGAAUGUUCCCAUUGGCCUCCCCAAGGAGAUGGGUCUCGUCCCGCGGGCUGUCUUUGAGGCCUGGGACAAACAGGAAACAUCUGAAGGUGCAGGCAGUGCUGAGCAGUCGACGGAAGGUGCUGGAGCAGAUCCUGCUGCACCAGAUCUGACUGAGUUGGCGGAGGGAGACAGCAAGAAUGAGGCCAACAUCAUCAAGAAGCGGAAGUAUAGUCGCAGGGGCUCUGCGCUGGCUAAGAUGCUCUCCACUGAUGAGGUCCUCUUGUUCCCUCAUGACAUCUCCGGAGCUUUGAUGAAGGAGCUGAUUUACGAGAGCUCUGCUGAAUGG
Molecule: messenger RNA, 1023 nt
Organism: Symbiodinium pilosum
Lineage: Eukaryota; Dinophyceae; Suessiales; Symbiodiniaceae
Source: the annotation of a GenBank genome assembly